AUCAAGUAUCGAGCAGCGGAGUUGCAAAUAAAUUUUGCAUGCCAAGAGUAUAUCAAAGCAUUCAUGAUAAUUACUAAUUGGAAUUUUCUUUUUCCUUUUAAUGGGUGGUUUAAUGGCUAUCUGGGUUUUGCUGAGUUUGGACUCAUCCUGCUCUUCAAGUGGCCUGAAGCCUUUUAAAUUUUCACAAAUUCACAUGGGAAAUGCCUUGGCAUCUCUCCUGAUCCGUGAACUUUACGUAACAUGAGGUGCCUUAAGCUGAAUUGGCUGCCUUUUCUACGGAUGCUCAACACCAUUUGCAAUUUUUAAUUAAUAUUAGGUUAAAUUACACAAUACUCCAUUUGAUUUUUUUUAAUAUUUACUGUUUAUUUUAUAAUAACUACAUAUACUUCUCAAUUAUAAAUUUAAAUUUUGUUGUAAAAAAAAAAAAAAAAAAAGGUAUUAUGCCUUUUUAAUUAUCAAAAAUACCCUUGACCCGUAAAUUAUCUGGUUUAAUAUUUUUUUUAUUUUUUUUAUUUAUAAUAUUCAUACUUUUUGCAGCAAACUUAAAAUAUCAAAGAAAUAUAUACAACUAUUAAAAUAAAAAUAGAACAUAUAUGUGAAAAAGAAGAGUACCAAUUAAUUUACUUUUAAUAUCAAUUGUUUGACUUUGACUACAAUCUGAUAUUAUAAAGGGACUCCUUUCUUUAAACACCUAACCCCAUUUAGGAUGGCGAUCUUCUUUUGUUUUCCUUCGAAAUAUUGGAGUUUUAACUAAAUUAAUUUAAGUCAAAAGUUUCCAACUAUUUUUAUUUCGACAGUUUUCAGUCUAAUACAGGUCCAAUUCCAAACCCUCUCGUUCCACUUUCUGCAGAUCAGAGAAGAUACUAAAAAGAAACAAAACCACCCUCUUCUCUAACCCAUUUGUCCAUUUGUCCCAUUUCUUUUCCUUAAUUUUACCUCCCCAAAAAAAAAGAAAAAAAGAAAAAUGCAGUUUUUACAAUUAUUCUUCAAGACCCAGCAUUCUGCUAGUUUCAAAAGCGUCCUUAUAAUCACAUCCUCUGCUUGUAUGCUCUGUUUUCUGGUUUCAAUGUUUUUUCUACAUUCUCCAAAGCUUGUUCAUACAUAUACUUCGAUGCAAGAUCAUUUUUACGAACCAACGUCCCUGCAUCAUAUUGUAUUUGGAAUUGCUUCCGACAAGAAUUCAUGGCCAAAGAGGAAAGAUUACGUCAGGCUCUGGUGGAAACCAACCCAGAUGAGAGGCUGCGUAUUCCUUGAACAGAGCCUCCCACCAGAACAACAAAAUGAAGAUAAAGAUACUUCUCUUCCUCCUGUAUGCAUAUCGGAAGACACUUCCCGCUUCCGUUAUACAUACAAGUGGGGUUACCGGUCGGCAAUCCGGAUUGCACGUGUUGUUUCCGAGACAGUGCAGCUCAAUCAUUCCAAUGUAAGAUGGUAUGUGUUUGGGGAAGACGACACGGUUUUCUUCUCAGAGAAUCUGGUAAAGACUCUUUCCAAGUAUGAUCAUGAACUCUGGUACUACAUUGGGACAAAUUCAGAGAUCUAUGAACAGAAUAGAGUAUUCGGGUUCGAUAUGGCUUUUUGGGGGGCAGGUUUUGCUAUAAGUUCCUCUCUCGCUAAAGUUUUGGCCAAAUUUUUUGAUUCUUGCAUGGAGAGAUACCCACAUCUCUAUGGAAGUGAUUCAAGGAUUUUUUCUUGCUUGACUGAGCUCGGUGUGGGAUUGACCCAUGAGCCCGGUUUCCAUCAGAUCGAUCUUCGUGGUGAUAUGUUUGGUCUAUUGACAUCACAUCCAGUAACACCAUUGGUAUCUCUGCAUCAAUUCGAUGACAUAGAUCCUAUAUUCCCCAACAUGACCACUGCUAAAGCUCUGCAGCAUUUGUUCGAAGCUGCGGAGUUAGAUUCUCAGAGGAUUUUGCAACAAACAGUCUGCUACGACAGAUGGUAUUCAUGGACUAUUUCAAUAUCAUGGGGUUAUGCUGUUCAGAUUUUCGGAAACCAUGUGUUUCUGCCUGACGUCCUUCGUGUACCGGUGACAUUCCAGCAGAGGAAGAAGGAAGUCACUUUAGCUGGAGUUUAUAGUUUUAACACCAGAGAACUCCACCCUGAUCCAUGUCGACGACCCGCCAUUUUCUUCUUCCGCACUGUAUCUUCCGGCAGGGAUGGAAUCGAGACGGUUUACGAGAAAUCUUUCGACAAUUGUAGUUACGACGCCUCUUCACUGAAGAAGCUAAAGGAGAUCAGAGUGUUGUCACAUAAGCUAGAACUUGAUCUGAAGCAGUUGCGGGCUCCAAGAAGGCAUUGUUGUGAGGUAUUACCCUCAUCUGCUGGACAAGUAAUGGACAUUGCAAUUAGAGAAUGCAAGGAAGAGGAACUAAUACACAUGCACUAAAUCGUAAUACUAUAUCUAUGUGAAGCUUGAUAUUGGACUAUGCAUUAUCAAUAAUUGUGGGUUUAUACUAAUUGUUAGCGUUAAGUUACUGUCUAUUCCAAAAGCUAUUGCUUAUAGUUAUAGCAAAUGAACCCAACAAUGUAUAUAAAGCUAACAUAUAUUUUAACAAUUAGUCCAUGCCCAUAUUAGUUGAGGAUGCAGAAUUUUUGAUAGCCAGUUGGUCGAGGUGCACAAAAAUAUUGAGUUGCUUUCCAGGUUGGAGAAAUUGAAAGGUAUACUUCAGAAAUCUAAGCCUAACAAGAAGCAAUUUGUAGGGUUCUGAGAGAUUGAAAGAUGGAAGACAUGGAGGACACGUUUUGAGGUUUCUUUAGCAAGAGUUGCAAUGUAACUUUCAUGGGAAUGUUGAGUAACGUUAAUGCUGAAUAUGAAGAACCUUGUGAAGUACUUGAAAUUCAAACUCCUUUCCUUUUUUUCC
Messenger RNA from Ziziphus jujuba (common jujube), 2861 nucleotides. RefSeq lists its product as uncharacterized. The record is from RefSeq and is a predicted model, not a curated record. The coding region runs from base 965 to 2386 and encodes 473 amino acids. Gene Ontology annotation, molecular function: acetylglucosaminyltransferase activity. The transcript has 4 exons. Lineage: Eukaryota; Viridiplantae; Streptophyta; Magnoliopsida; Rosales; Rhamnaceae.